Molecule: messenger RNA, 3325 nt
Organism: Chionomys nivalis (European snow vole)
Lineage: Eukaryota; Metazoa; Chordata; Mammalia; Rodentia; Cricetidae
Product: E3 ubiquitin-protein ligase HERC2-like
Exons: 24
Source: RefSeq, a predicted model, not a curated record
AUGCAGUAUGGGCUGGGGGAAGCUCCUCCAGACAGACUGGUGUGCAGGGAGCAGCACCGGAGCUGGUGUACACUGGGCUUCGUCCGGAGCAUCGCACUCAGCCCGCAGGCCUGUGGGGCCCUCAGCUCCCCAAAGUGGAUCACGCUGCUCAUGAAGAUUGUGGAGGGGCAUGCGCCCUUCACUGCCGCCUCCCUGCAGAGGCAGAUCUUAGCUGUCCGUUUACUACAAGCAGUUCUUCCGUCAUGGGACAAGAUGGAAAGGGCACGGGACAUGAAGUGUCUGGUGGAAAAGCUGUUUGGCUUCCUGGGCAGCUUGCUCACUACUUGUUCUUCUGAUGUCCCAUUCCUUAGAGAAUCCACAUUGAGGAAGCGGAGGGCACGACCGCAGGCUUCCUUGACUGCCACUCACAGCAGCACUCUGGCUGAGGAGGUGGUGGGGCUGCUCCGCACUCUGCACUCGCUCACCCAGUGGAACGGCCUCAUCAACAAAUACAUUAACUCCCAGCUCUGCUCCGUCACACACAGCUGCUCUGGGAAGACUCCAGAAAGGGCCCUGCUGGAGGACUACUUCCCAGACUCUGAGAACCUGGAAGUGGGGGGCCUCAGGGCAGUGCUGGCUGUGAUUGGAGGGAUCGAUGGCCGGCUGCGCCUGGGAAGCCAGGUCAUGCAUGAUGAGUUUGGAGAGGGCACAGUGACUCGCAUCACCCCGAAGGGCAGAAUCACUGUGCAGUUCUGUGACAUGCGCAUGUGCCGAGUUUGCCCGUUGAAUCAGCUCAAACCGCUCCCUGUUGUGGCCUUUAGCCUAAACAACCUGCCUUUCACGGAGCCUAUGCUUUCUGUCUGGGCUGAGUUGGUGAACCUUGCUGGAAGCAAAUUGGAAAAGCACAAAACAAAGAAAUCAGCAAAACAGGCCUUUGCAGGACAAGUAGACUUGGACCUGCUACGCAGCCAGCAGCUGAAGCUGUACAUCCUGAAAGCAGGGCGGGCGCUGCUUUCCCACCAAGACAAACUAAGACAGUAUCUACUGUCUCAGCCCGGGACUCUACAUGCAGAUGAUGGAGCAGCUGCAUCCCCUGACCUCGGGGACAUGUCACCUGAAGGGCCACAGCCUCCGAUGAUCCUCCUGCAGCAGUUAUUGUCCUCAGCCACCCAGCCAUCUCCUGUGAAAGCCAUAUUUGAUAAACAGGAACUUGAGGGCGAAAAAGCGCAGGCCGUCGCCAGCGCCUGCUCUGCCUAUUGUGUGCAGCUCAUGGACAUGGGAUUUCCUAGGAAGAAUAUAGAGUUUGCUCUGAAGUCGCUCUCCGGCACAUCUGGGAAUGCAUCUGGUUUGCCUGGUGUGGAAGCCUUGGUUGGGUGGCUACUAGACCACUCUGAUGUCCAGGUUACAGAGUUCUCGGAUGCGGACACAGUAUCUGACGAGUAUUCAGACGAGGAGGUGGUGGAAGAUGUGGACGAUACCCCAUACCCUGUGGCUGCUGGUGCUGUUGUGACUGAGAGCCAGACUUACAAGAAGCGUGCUGACUUCCUGAGUAACGAUGACUACGCUGUGUAUGUGAGAGAGAACGUUCAGGUGGGAAUGAUGGUUCGAUGCUGUCGAGCAUAUGAAGAAGUGUGUGAAGGUGAUGUGGGCAAAGUCAUCAAGCUGGACAGAGAUGGAUUGCAUGACCUCAAUGUGCAGUGUGAUUGGCAGCAGAAAGGGGGUACUUAGUGGGUUAGCUAUAUUCACGUUGAACUCAUAGGUUAUCCCCCACCGAGUUCUUCUUCUCACAUCAAGAUUGGUGAUAAAGUACGGGUCAAAGCUUCCGUAACCACACCAAAAUACAAGUGGGGAUCCGUUACUCAUCAAAGUGUGGGGCUCGUGAAAGGGCAGUCUGCAGUCUUCUGUGGCCGUUCCGGAAAGCAGCUGAAGCUCUGUCACAGCAGUCAGCCUGGAAUGCUGCUAGACAGCUGGUCGCGGAUGGUGAAGAGUCUGAAUGUGUCGUCCUCUGUGAACCAGGCCUCUCGUCUCAUUGAUGGCAGUGAGCCCUGUUGGCAAUCAUCUGGAUCCCAAGGGAAGCAUUGGAUUCGUUUGGAGAUUUUCCCAGAUGUUCUUGUUCAUAGAUUUAAAAUGAUAGUAGAUCCUGCAGACAGUAGCUACAUGCCAUCCCUGGUCGUGUAUCACAGGUACAUUGAGAUCGCAAUAAAGCAGUGCAGGAGCUCAGGGAUUGAUUGCAAAAUUCACGGUCUCAUCCUGCUGGGACGCAUCCGGGCUGAGGAGGAGGAUUUGGCAGCGGUUCCUUUUCUGGCUUCAGAUAACGAGGAGGAGGAGGAUGACAAAGGCAGCACUGGGAGUCUCAUUAGAAAGAAGACUGCCGGGUUGGAGUCAACGGCUACAAUAAGAACCAAAGUGUUUGUGUGGGGCCUGAAUGACAAGGACCAGCUGGGUGGGCUCAAAGGCUCUAAGAUCAAGGUUCCUUCAUUCUCUGAGACUCUGUCCGCUCUGAAUGUGGUUCAGGUGGCUGGUGGAUCUAAGAGUUUGUUUGCAGUGACUGUGGAAGGGAAGGUGUACUCCUGUGGAGAAGCCACAAACGGCCGGCUGGGGCUGGCUAUGUCCAGCGGGACGGUCCCUAUUCCUCGGCAGAUCACAGCCCUCAGCAGCUACGUGGUCAAAAAGGUAGCGGUCCACUCAGGUGGCCUGCACGCUACAGCCUUAACAGUGGAUGGGAAAGUGUUCUCGCGGGGUGAAGGUGAUGAUGGGAAACUUGGACACUUCAGUAGAAUGAACUGUGACAAGCCAAGGCUGAUCGAGGCCCCGAAAACCAAGCGCAUCAGGGACAUAGCCUGGGGCAGUUCUCACAGUGCAGCCCUGACGUCCAGCGGGGAGCUGUACACCUGGGGCCUGGGCGAGUAUGGCCGCUUGGGACACGGUGAUAAUACCACACAGCUGAAGCCCAAAAUGGUGAAAGUCCUUCUUGGUCACAGAGUAAUCCAGGUUGCGUGUGGAAGCCGAGAUGCACAGACACUGGCUCUCACUGAUGAAGGUUUGGUGUUUUCCUGGGGUGAUGGUGAUUUUGGAAAAUUGGGCCGAGGGGGAAGUGAAGGCUGUAACAUUCCCCAGAACAUCGAGAGACUAAAUGGCCAGGGUGUGUGCCAGAUUGAGUGCGGAGCUCAGUUUUCCUUGGCACUCACCAAGUCAGGAGUGGUGUGGACAUGGGGGAAAGGGGACUACUCCAGACUGGGCCACGGCUCAGAUGUGCACGUGCGGAAGCCACAAGUGGUGGAGGGACUGAGAGGGAAGAAGAUCGUGCAUGUGGCGGUCUGAGCCCUGCACUGCCUGGCGGUCACAG